UUUUCACGCUGUUUCGCAUUUUCUUGCUCGCUCCAGCUAGUCUGCUCCGUCUGCCCGCAGCAGCAGAUAGGCUAGGCCACUGCGGGAAAGAUGGCGACGACGGAUAAACAGAAACAUGAAGGAAGAGUGAAAAUCGGACAUUAUAUUCUUGGAGACACACUUGGAGUGGGGACGUUCGGGAAAGUUAAAGUGGGGCAGCAUGAGCUGACCAAACACCAGGUGGCUGUGAAGAUCCUUAACAGACAGAAGAUCCGCAGUCUAGAUGUGGUGGGGAAGAUACGUAGAGAGAUCCAAAACCUCAAGCUCUUCAGGCAUCCUCACAUAAUUAAGCUGUACCAGGUGAUCAGCACCCCAACAGACAUCUUCAUGGUGAUGGAGUACGUGUCCGGAGGAGAGCUCUUUGACUACAUCUGCAAAAACGGAAAGCUGGAUGAGAAGGAGAGCCGUCGUCUGUUCCAGCAGAUCAUCUCAGCAGUAGACUACUGCCACAGACACAUGGUGGUGCACAGGGACCUGAAACCUGAGAACGUCCUGCUGGACGCACAGAUGAACGCCAAGAUUGCUGACUUUGGUUUGUCAAACAUGAUGUCGGACGGAGAGUUUCUGAGGACAAGCUGUGGUUCUCCGAACUAUGCUGCCCCUGAAGUCAUCUCUGGAAGGUUAUAUGCAGGUCCUGAGGUGGACAUCUGGAGCAGUGGGGUGAUCCUAUAUGCCCUGCUGUGUGGGACAUUGCCCUUCGACGAUGACCACGUGCCAACGCUCUUCAAGAAAAUCUGUGACGGGAUCUUCUUCACGCCCCAGUACCUGAACCCCUCCGUCGCCGCCCUGCUCAAACAUAUGCUGCAGGUGGAUCCCAUGAAGAGGGCCACCAUCAAAGAGAUCCGAGAGGAUGAAUGGUUCAAAGAUGAGCUCCCCAAGUACCUGUUUCCAGAAGACCCAUGCUACAGCAACAACAUGAUCGACGACGAGGCCCUGAAGGAGGUGUGUGAGAAGUUUGAGUGCACCGAGGAGGAGAUCCUGACUUGCCUGUACAGCCGCAACCACCACGACCCCCUGGCUGUGGCCUACCAUCUCAUCAUCGACAACCGCCGCAUUAUGUCCGAGGCCAAGGACUUCUACCUGGCCUCAAGUCCCCCAGACUCAUUCCUGGACGACCAGCAUCUGACCGCCGCGGCCGGCCUUAAGCCCCACCCGGAGCGUAUGCAGCCCUUCCUGGCGGGGGAGACCCCUCCCCGGCCGAGACACACGCUGGACGAGCUGAACCCCCUGAAGUCGAAGCACCAGGGGGUGAGGCGGGCCAAGUGGCACCUGGGGAUCAGGAGCCAGAGCAGGCCAAAUGAUAUUAUGUCUGAGGUGUGCCGUGCCAUGAAGCAGCUCGACUACGAGUGGAAGGUGGUGAACCCGUACUACCUGCGUGUGAAGAGGAAGAACCCAGUUACGGGCAUGCAGACCAAGAUGAGCCUUCAGCUCUACCAGGUGGACGGCAGGACCUACCUCCUGGACUUCCGUAGCAUAGACAAUGACAUGUUGGAGGCUAAAUCUGGGACUGCCACUCCUCACCAGUCUGAUUCAGUGGGGAACUACCGCACGGCCCUUAAGAACGAAGCUGCAGCUGCUGCAGAGGGUGGGUCCCAAACUGAGGGGGCUAAGGAGUACGCUACCCCUGCCACAUCUCUCCCUCCCACUAAGGCCUCAGAGAGCUCCCUGGCCUCCUCGCUCACCACCUCCGUUGACUCGACAGGAGGUGACCUCGCACCCAUGACUGCGGUUCCGCGGCCCGGCAGCCACACCAUAGAGUUCUUUGAGAUGUGCGCCAAUCUCAUCAAACUACUUGCACGAUAGCUUGCAAUCAAAUAAAACAACGUUAGCCUUUUUUCCUCUGAGUGUCUUUAUAAGCAAUAAGCAUGCAACCGAUUUCAUGGCUCGAUUCAUCCCUACCGCAGGCGGGUGAGACUGCUAGGGUUGUUCCAAGGCACUGAUGAUGCAGGUUCAGUUCGCAACCCUCCUGACUGACUUGGGAGUUGUCAGAGCACGGGUGGGCUUUAGGAAAAGGUGAACGACAAUGACCAAGCAACUUCAUUAUAAUCAUGAUGACAGAAUACUAUUUUAGAGGUGGUUUUACAUUUUCAUGAUCAUUAUUAUUGGCCUAUGACUAUUUUCCCCCCUAUUUGAUCACGUUCCAAACAGCGUGUGUGUGCUAAGUGAGUGAUGCACAGAAUUUGCUGUACUGUGCUCAGUGGGCGUUGCUGUGCUUUUUUUCAGUAGAGAAAAUAAACGCACGUUUCUGCGUGCGGAAAGGAGAGCUGUAAGGUUUGGGGGGUGCACUUAGGGUGGCUGAGGGGAACGAGGCACUUUUGCACAGUUCCGCUGUUCUGUCUGUUUCUCUAUAGUAGAUGUCUGAGAUGCCUGUGCAAAUUCGGGACACUGCACUACAGGCCUUUCAGGGGUAGCUGCACUGACCAUAACAUGGGUUGUCAUGCCAACAAUGUCCGUUUGACUCACUGAGGAAGUGCAAUUACCCUCUCGAUCGCGUCAGGCGAAAAAGGGAGUUACUACUUCUUCAGAAUUAUUAUUAUUUUUUUAGAAAUUGAAUUGUUAAGACUAGAUUUCAAUGUUUGUCUGUUUGGAUUGGUCUGUCCCCUACAUAAUAUAAAAAAUAUAUAUAUGCAUUUUGAUUUGAGUGCUUUAAAUGGGAAUUGUAGAUUUAUAUUGAGAAAUUAUUACUGACUGAAAGGUUCGUUUUUUUUUCGUUACGAUGCCAUUUUAUUCCUUUACAGCUUUUUAAAAUUAUCAAUUUUAUUUUUUAAUCAUUUCUAUGCACAUGAUUGUUUACCCUCACACUCUCAAAAUGAGACCCACUGUCCUAUAAUGAAUUCAAAAGUUAAUUUUGUUAGAUUUGUAAAAUUAUCUUGAGGUUAGGGGCUACAUGUGUUCAUAAAUCUGAAUGCGUGUUGACUGAGUGACAUGCAUUUUAGCAGGAUUGAACUAAUUUUGUACACACAUGUCCAUUGAAAGAUCGGGGGCAUUUGUAAGUGGUGAUUUGCAGCAAGUACAUGCAGUGCACGGACAAUGUGUAUUGAUAAAGGAAACAAAUCAAUAUUUUUCUGGUUUCAAAAUUCUAUUUCACUUUUCUUGUCCCACAUUCCCCACAAGAAGCUACAUUUGAAUUUAAGUUUACAUAUUUUCCCAAACCUUAAAUUUGUCAUGUGCAUCUGGAGAAAGUUUUUUUUUUCUGUCAUUCUGUUAGCUGCCUUAUCAAUACUGUUGAUCAGUUGUAUAUCAGUGAGUAUAAAAGAGACAUCUACUUCUAUCCUCUUGCGUGGGGCUGGUUUUGGUCUGAAGAAAUCUUGCGUAUGGAUUAUGUGACUGCAAGGUCUCCUUUUUAGACCAAAUACUCAUUGAAAUAUUUAUAGGACUACAAACAAACUUGUUAGUUUUCAAGGAUGCGUAAGUUCUGAUUCCAAGUAGUGCAUAAGGUGAAUUGUGGGGUUGUUUUGAAAAAGUGUGUGAGGCCAUGAUCGGCUUAUGUGAGUUGCACAUUGGGUGAGUAGUUUUUCUCUUAAGUGGGAGUGUUAAGUUCUGACUAUUUGCAGGAUCAAUAUCAAUCAUUGUAUCUGUCUUAACUGCUUUAAACCUUGUUUUAUUUGUUGUGUUAAGGGACCCUACUACUAGAAUGACCAAUGUAAAUGUCAAAUGGACAGUGUUUAAAUCAUUUGUAUAAAUAACUGCCUAAUAAAACAGAUCAAUUGCA
Oncorhynchus tshawytscha (Chinook salmon) is the source of this 3751-nucleotide messenger RNA. Its product is annotated as 5'-AMP-activated protein kinase catalytic subunit alpha-1. Gene Ontology annotation, biological process: intracellular signal transduction; protein phosphorylation. Bases 91 to 1842 code for a protein of 583 amino acids. Gene Ontology annotation, molecular function: ATP binding; protein serine/threonine kinase activity. Gene Ontology annotation, cellular component: cytoplasm. Lineage: Eukaryota; Metazoa; Chordata; Actinopteri; Salmoniformes; Salmonidae. The record is from RefSeq and is a predicted model, not a curated record. The transcript is spliced from 9 exons.